Molecule: messenger RNA, 1365 nt
Organism: Pyricularia pennisetigena
Lineage: Eukaryota; Fungi; Ascomycota; Sordariomycetes; Magnaporthales; Pyriculariaceae
Exons: 1
Coding region: 1-1365 (454 amino acids)
Biological process (GO): fatty acid biosynthetic process
Cellular component (GO): mitochondrion
Molecular function (GO): [acyl-carrier-protein] S-malonyltransferase activity
Source: RefSeq, a predicted model, not a curated record
AUGGGAAACAUCACGGUCGCCACACGGCGCAUCGCUGGGAGGAGGAGUCACAAAUUCACAAUAACAACCUCUACAAACUAUUUACCUUUACCAUUAUCGUCAUUAUCGUCAUGUUCAUGGCCAUUUUUAUCGUUUUCAACAUCAUCAAACCCGCAACAAGGCCGUAAUGGCUCCACAUCUACAUUUACUUCUACACCCUCAGCACGAACCCCAUCAUGUAUCAGACAUAACUCUACCACCACCGGCAAACCACGCCGCCCAAAAACAGCAAUAUUCUUCCCUGGCCAGGGUGUCCAGAAAGUAGGCAUGUUGAAUCCCUGGCUGGAGAAUUUCCCCUCCACCGCCCGGCCCAUAAUCCAGGAAAUCGACGACUGCCUGGGCUACAAGCUUUCGGACAUCAUCCGGGACGGACCCAACAAGCUCCUGACGGCAACCCCUCACGCGCAGCCCGCCAUAAUGGCCACUUCGAUCCUGAUCCUCCGCGUGCUCGAGCGCGAUUUUGGCUUCUCCCCGCUAGAGCACAAGGUCGACUUUGUGCUGGGCCACUCCCUGGGCGAGUUCGCCGCCCUGGUCGCGGGGGGCUACCUCAGCUUCCGCGACAGCCUGCGCCUGGUGCAGCGGCGAGCCCAGGCCAUGGCGGCCGCGACCAGGGCGGCGCGCGAGGGGAGGCCCGACGUCGAAUACGGCAUGGUGGCCAUCGUCACGGAGCCCGAGUACCUGCCGCGGCUGGUGCAGGCCAUCCGCGAGUUCCUGGGCCACUCGAGCGAGGGCGCCAAGGCCGAAUCGUCAGCCUCGGACGCCCCGAUCGAGCACGUCUCCAUCGCAAACGUCAACAGCAAGAACCAGAUCGUGCUGUCGGGCGAGCUGGACCGCAUAAAGACCCUCGUGGCCCACGUGCGCCAGUUCCUGGGUCACGACCCCCGCGCCGUCCGCCUAAACAGCGACAGCCCCUUCCACUCGCCCAUCAUGAGGCCCGCCGUCGCCGUCGUGCGGGACAUGCUGGCCGCCGGCGGUGAGGGAGGCGGCAUGGUCACCUUUCCUGCCAAGAUCCCCUGCGUCAGCAACAUCAGCGCCCGCCCGUUUGAGAGCGAGGCCCAGCUCAAGGACCUGCUGGCCCGCCAGUGUCUCGAGACCGUCAGGUGGUGGGAGAGCAUACGGUACCUCGACCAGCGGGAAAAGGUCAGGCGCUGGAUCGGCAUCGGGCCAGGCAAGGUCGGAAGAAACCUGGUGGGCAAGGAGGUUGGCAUGCGCGGCAAGGGCGUCGUCAAGGGCGCCGGCGUGUGGGGCAUCACGGAACCGAGCGAGGUCGAGGAGGUGCUGAGAGGCCUGGAGGAGACCGAGUUUGUCGUUGAUGAGCUGGAAUGA